Messenger RNA from Brachypodium distachyon (stiff brome), 1972 nucleotides. Its product is annotated as probable polygalacturonase. Gene Ontology annotation, biological process: carbohydrate metabolic process. The coding region runs from base 220 to 1575 and encodes 451 amino acids. Gene Ontology annotation, molecular function: polygalacturonase activity. NCBI's taxonomy places the organism in Eukaryota, Viridiplantae, Streptophyta, Magnoliopsida, Poales, Poaceae. The record is from RefSeq and is a predicted model, not a curated record. The transcript has 6 exons.
ACAUACUGCCAAUCAAAACUUCGGCUCUGCUGCUUCUCCUUCUUCUUCUCUCUCCGCCGCCUCUCUCUCCAAUCCCAAACCCAAUUCCUCAGCACCCAGGCCACUAGCACACGCCUUCGUCUCCCUCACCUGCGGUUCUUGGAGCUCCGCCGUCUCGGUCCCUCCCACUCUGGUUCGCCGCUCCGCUCUCCCCCCUUCCGCCGCAAAGGGGGGACACUCAUGGCGAGGCUAGUAGUGGUGGUUCUGGCCUCAGUGCUAGCAGUUCUUAGCCUCGGCCGGGCGGAGGCGCAAUGCUCGCGGUACGUCGGCCGGACGCGGCCGCAUAGCGUGACGAUCACCGAGUUUGGCGCCGUUGGCGAUGGCGUGACCGUCAACACGGUGCCCUUCCAGAACGCCAUCUUCUACCUGCGGUCUUUCGCAGAUAAGGGUGGCGCGCAGCUGUACGUGCCCAAGGGGCGGUGGCUCACCGGCAGCUUCAACCUUACCAGCCAUCUCACCCUCUUCCUGGAGAAGGACGCCGUCAUUGUCGGCACCAAGGAGGUGACAGAAUGGCCAAUUGUGGAACCUUUGCCAUCAUACGGCCAAGGCAUCGAUCUUCCAGGUGCAAGGCAUCGCAGCUUAAUAAAUGGGCACAAUGUUACUGAUGUUGUAAUUACAGGGAACAAUGGAGUCAUAGAUGGCCAGGGUUUAACAUGGUGGAACUGGUUUCGCUCAAAUAAGUUGAACUACAGCCGCCCUCAUCUCGUGGAAUUUGAGGAUUCUGAAGAAAUUGUGAUUUCAAACUUGACAUUCUUGAAUUCCCCGGCAUGGGCUAUACAUCCUGUGUAUUGCAGUAAUGUGACGGUCAAUAACAUCACAAUUCAGACUUCAUUGGAUGCUCCACUCAGCGAUGGAAUUGUUCCAGAUUCGUGCUCAAAUGUGUGCAUUGAGGACAGCCGCAUUAGUGUCAGUCAUGAUGCCAUCUCACUAAAAAGUGGGUGGGAUAACUAUGGCAUUACGUUUGGAAGGCCAACUUCAGACAUUCACAUUUGCCGAGUGGAUCUGCAAGCCUCAUUGGGUGCUGCUCUGGCAUUAGGCAGUGAGAUGUCUGGUGGGAUCUCAGACGUUCAUGUUGAUCACCUUCAUAUCCAUGCUUCAUCCAAAGGUGUCUCUUUCAGAACUGCACCAGGACGUGGAGGUUAUAUAAGAGAUGUGAUAAUAUCAGAUGUCCAAAUGGAAGAUGUCCAUGUGGCCAUUGAGUUCACUGGUGAUUGGUCGAGCCACCCAGAUGAGCACUUUGAUCCUUCUGCACUCCCUGUGAUCAGUGGAAUCACCUUAAAGAACAUGGUUGGGACAAACAUCUCAGUUGCAGGAGUUCUGUCGGGAAUCGAUGGUGACCCUUUCACCGAUAUCUGCCUCUCCAAUGUCAAUUUCUCCAUACCUGAUUCGGCACAUUCCACCUCCUGGUCUUGCUCCAACAUUUCCGGAUACUCCGAAUUGGUAUUUCCCGAGCCAUGCACAGACCUCCAGAGUCCAUCUUCAAAUUCUUCCAUCUGCUCCUCGCACUUUAGCUAUCAUGCCUUUGCGGCAGCGUAAAUGCACAGAGGACCCGAUAUUCAUUCUUUCCUGUUUCUGUCCAUGUACAAUCUGGAGACAUCUAGGAUCUAGCUUCGAUCACAGUCUUCUCCAAAUUCUUUCCUAAUGGGCGCCUCAAAAGAAUCAUCAUUCCCGUACAGUCAGCUUUGAGGCUCAUAAUACAUUUCAGUCCGCGUUAUUGAUGAGCAAGUGCACCAGGGUAUGGACCUAGGCAAGGUGUUUCCAUGUACAGCUAAAUUUGUUCAUUCAAUCUGUAAGAAAAUUUUGUUCGGUAGGUUGUGUCCAAAGAGUUGCUGUCUAUUUGGUCAUAAAAUAAAUACACCAUUAUUGAGUCAUCAUGUACAUCCUAUCAUUCUUGUGAGCAUCCAAUAGAACAACCUCACAUGUUGGCCUGGAA